Astyanax mexicanus (Mexican tetra) is the source of this 2264-nucleotide messenger RNA. Its product is annotated as leukotriene B4 receptor 1-like. The record is from RefSeq and is a predicted model, not a curated record. Gene Ontology annotation, cellular component: membrane. NCBI's taxonomy places the organism in Eukaryota, Metazoa, Chordata, Actinopteri, Characiformes, Acestrorhamphidae. Gene Ontology annotation, molecular function: G protein-coupled receptor activity. The transcript is spliced from 2 exons. Gene Ontology annotation, biological process: G protein-coupled receptor signaling pathway; immune response. The coding region runs from base 509 to 1471 and encodes 320 amino acids.
AACAUUUACAAGAAAAGAAACUGUUGAACAAAUAGAAGCAACCUUUGCCCACAGCUGUCCUUAGAAAAAAACGCACUACAGACACCACAGAAUGAGGACAUGACCAUUUCAUAAACGAGGACAGCUGCUUUCAGUUUUGGGCUGGAGAGAGCUAUUCACUGUGUUUACUGUAACAAAUAUUAUAGUAUUAAAAUAGGAUAAUAUUAAACAUGUCAGUUCAACAUCAAUCUUUGAAGAGAAAGAGAAUCAGAGAAGAGAAAGAUGUGAAGACGUGGAUGGGGACAAAGUUGUCCUCCACCUCCAUUGAUGGCUCACGCUGAUGUGUGUGGUUGAAGAGGAGUGGUUUUGACAGCAAGUUAAGGAAGUAAUAAGUGAAGUCUGGUCAGCAUCUGCUUUAUCAGCACUAAGUCUUUUUUCUUGAAAAGCAGCCACUUUCUUUUGAGAGGAACAAGUCUGGUUUUGUUCGUCUACAACCAGGUCACACUUUUUUUGGUUUAUUCGGUUUGACAUGGAUCAUCUGAACUAUACCUUCAAUUCUACCUGCGACCCUGUUCUUGUCGCCACCAACAGGACUUUGGGCGCCCAACAGGUAGGCCCCAGUGUGCUUCUAGCUGUUUGCUGUUUGGUGGGUUUGCCAAGCAACAUUGCCGUGAUCGUCACCAUCACACGUCAGUGGAGCUCAAAAAUCAGCUUCACUGUUAAACUAAUGCUUAGCCUGGCUGUAUCUGACUCCAUUACCCUUGGGUUGGUUCCCUUUGGAAUAUACAGCCUUCUUUGCGGAUGGACUCUCGAUCUUUGGGCCUGCAGGAUUGUAACUUUCCUGACGUACUGUGCUAUGUACGCUGGAGUGCUGACGGUCACUCUAAUGGCUGUGCACCACUACCACACAGUUAAGUCAAAAGUUGCUAACCGGCAUCAAAUUGAAAGGCUGCAGAGGAGUCGCUUGCGCUUGUUGUUGUUUGGACUCUGGGGCUUAGCGAUCGUCUUUGCGGUGCCCAUUUUCUUUACUCGAGGUGUUCAGAUGAAGCGAGGCCUUCCACGGUGCCAAAGGAGCAUAGACUCAGUGUUUGGAAAAGUGACCAUUCUUCUGUUUGAGGUCAUUUUGGGAUUUGUCCUCCCUUUCUCCACCAUUCUGACAUCAUACUGCUGGAUCAACAAGACAAAGCUUCGAGAAGGCAGAGGAGAUGUUAGAAAACGGAAGGCGCGGAUGCGAAGGCUUGUGAUCAGCAUCGUCACAGCUUUCUUUCUUUUCUGGACCCCCGUGCAUAUCAUCAACCUGACCGACGUCGCUUCUACCCUGACUAAGACGUCCUCCCCAGCCGUCUACUCUGCGCUGAAAACUUUCCGUAGAGCAACUGGAGACUUGAGUAAAACUCUGUCUGUAAUUAACUGCUGUGUGAAUCCUUUCCUGUAUGCUGUUGCAUCAGGCGUCUUUACGAAGAAGAAGUAUAAGCAAGAAAAAAAGAGAUAAUAAAAAAGUUCCUGUAAGACAAGAACGAGUCAGACUUUACAAUUUGUCCAUAUCUUGUUAAAGAAAUGUGUUAUGUGUUUAGUCUUGAUUGUGUGUAUUCCUUUUAGUAAGAAAUAUCUCACAUCCUCUUUAAAUGAACUUGCCCUUAUGUGAAUAUGAGGUCUAGUUUCAAGUCUUGUUUCCUAUUUGUUAAAUAGCAGGCUUGAUGAGAGUGUUGUUUUAGUGUCAUUUUUAAAUGAGUUUUCAUUUUAUUAUAAUUUCCUCAUGGAUUUUCUAGCCUCAUUUCAGCUUUAAUUAAAUUGGUAGUCCUGCAACUUUGUAUUAUUAUUCUUUUUUAUUUUUUUAUUAUUAUUAUUGUUGUUGUAAUUACUGGCAAAAACUAUGUUGUUAAUAAUACUCUAAUUAGCCAGUACUGAGAGCCAGUCAGAGCAUCUCCACAAUGCUCAUUUGUCACAGGAUGCUUUAGUUAUUUGUUCAACUGCUAAAUACAUUUACAGAGCUCACACAGCUACAGACAAUCCAGUUUUGUAUUCUGCACUCUGUUGUCAGCCUUGUCAACUUUGCAGUUUUUAUUAAAAUGUGUGUAGAAUGUGUACAACUAACAUGUCUCUCAGAGGAAACAGAAUCAAGACACCAAUUUUAACACCACUAACUGUAUACUGGAGAGUGUCAGAAUACAGCAGAGCUAACAAAUUAAUUAACAAAAAUUAACAAAAUCAAAUUAUGCAACGUCUGCAAACGCUGCACACUAAAUUGAACAAAAUUGUAACAAAUUAAACUAAUUUAACAUGAA